This is a messenger RNA of Boleophthalmus pectinirostris (great blue-spotted mudskipper), 2098 nucleotides long. RefSeq names its product kidney mitochondrial carrier protein 1. Bases 375 to 1082 code for a protein of 235 amino acids. The record is from RefSeq and is a predicted model, not a curated record. Gene Ontology annotation, cellular component: mitochondrial membrane. NCBI's taxonomy places the organism in Eukaryota, Metazoa, Chordata, Actinopteri, Gobiiformes, Gobiidae. Gene Ontology annotation, biological process: mitochondrial transport. The transcript has 9 exons.
GGAGGGGCAGAGGCAGAAGGGCGGUGGACGCGUGCGCACGCAUUGCUUUCGGUCUCUCACCGGUAGUGAUCUUGUCGCAUGUCUUCGUAGCCUCACGUUUACAGUUUAGCUUGGAUCUGCGUCAACUAUCUAUUAUCCGAUUCUCUGGGCGUUUUACGUUCCUAUUUUGUUGAAGAGAAGAGGGAAUGUCUACGGUGAACUGGAAGCCUUUUGUUUUCGGCGGGCUGGCCUCUGUAACGGCGGAAUGCGGUGAGUGAUGAGCUGAGCCUUGAGAGGUCGUGUGAGGUACAUUUCCCAUCGAUCUGGCCAAGACGCGGCUGCAAGUACAAGGCCAAGUCGGGGACAGUAAAUACAAAGAAAUCCGGUACAGAGGCAUGCUCCACGCCAUUGCCCGAAUAGGAAGAGAGGAGGGGCUCAGGGCUCUAUAUUCAGGAAUUUCUCCUGCCAUGCUCCGCCAGGCUUCCUAUGGUACCAUAAAAAUUGGCACAUACCAGAGCUUCAAAAGAUUACUAGUGGAUAGACCUGAGGAUGAAACAUUGCUGACUAAUGUAUUGUGUGGGAUCCUGUCAGGAGUUAUAUCCUCGUCUAUUGCCAACCCCACAGAUGUGCUCAAGAUACGUAUGCAGGCCCAAGGAAGAGUGAUUCAGGGCAGUAUGAUGGGCAACUUUAUCAACAUCUACCAAGAAGAGGGAACAAGAGGACUAUGGAGGGGUGUUUCACUGACAGCGCAGCGGGCGGCCAUUGUGGUAGGGGUUGAACUGCCAGUCUAUGACAUCACUAAGAAACAUCUGAUUUUGUCUGGUUACAUGGGAGACACUGUCUACACCCACUUUGUAUCAAGCUUUGCAUGCGGUUUGGCUGGAGCACUGGCCUCUAACCCAGUGGAUGUGGUACGAACACGAAUGAUGAACCAAAAAGGAGCAGCACUGUAUAAGGGCACUGUGGAUUGUCUGCUACAGACCUGGCGCUCUGAAGGUUUUAUGGCCCUCUACAAGGGUUUUUUUCCCAACUGGCUGCGACUGGGACCCUGGAACAUCAUUUUUUUCCUCACUUAUGAACAGCUCAAGAAGAUCGAUGUGUGAAUUGAAAAGAAACAUGACAAAGUAAAAGAACAAGGCUCUGGGAUGAGCAGAAAGGACCAAGGAAGGACUGAAUCCUGGGUUUCUGAAGCCCACACUGGGGCUGCUAUGGACUGAAAUGUCCUGCUUGAGUUGCACAUAUUUUCGAGCCUGUGGCAAGUGUGAAAAUGACUGUUGUACACCAACUGCAUGCAGCACAGUGCAAUGUGCUAGCUCAUCCUAAAGCUACUUUACACCAGUCACUGAAAUUUGACCUAACUUUUAUAUUUCAGCCUAAAGCUGUGUUAAAAUACCCAUUAAAGUGCAUUUGUUUUCUUUAAAUUAAGUGCCUUAGCAAGUGUUCAAGGCCUCUAGGUCAAAGUCAUAAAGGACUAUUAAUGUUAGAUGGCAGCUGACAAUCGGUGUGAAUCAUUCCCUUUGAAAAAUGUUGAAGCAGUUUAGUAAUAGUGAUGAGGUUUCAAUAUUUUAUAAAUAUUUUUACAAGAGCUGAUUGGAGUAUGGACAAUUAUUUAUAUUGACACUGGUAUGUAGUCAGAGACUACUGAUGUACUGUAAUAGUUCCAAGGCUGAUCGCAUGACUGUGUUGUACGGCUGGUACUUCCUUAUCUAACAGAGCAUCGUGUGCAGAAAUGAAACCUAAGGCAGCUGGGGUGGGUGCAGCCCCCUAGGUCCCCCUGAUAUCUUAUACGCUAAUACUGUUGAGACAUCCUAAUACAAACUGGUGUGUUAUGCAACAGGCUUAUUACGUCAAUACUACUCUGAAGGUUAUGCCAUUGGGCUAAAUAUGUUACUACAAGUGUUGAAGCAUUUUUAUCUCCGGAAGCCACAUAAUAAUACGUGGUUCACUCCAAGUGUAUUUUCAUAUGUAUUUGCACAUGCUAUUGUGAGCUUUCACUAACUACAGUGAACAUGUGUCAGGCUUUAAGCAAACCACAAAUGCUGCCAAAGUUUAAAUGUUGUGUGAAACUUGUGAAUGUUGCUGUAUGCCAUACGUUUAAAAUUAAAGGGAAAAACCUAAA